AGCUAGAUAACUUAGACCACCACCAUCAGGUGAUGCACUCUUUCUCUCUCACUAUUAUUAUUAGUAUAUUUGCAUUUGCAUUUUCUCUCUCUGUGUCUUUCCCCUCAGGCUCUGUAUAACUACUCUUUCUAUCCCAGCGGUCUCUCUAUUUACUGCUGCUAUUUCCAGAUUGUAGCUAUCUCUAAUUAGGGUUUUCCAAUUCAAAGAUGCGGCAAAAUUUCACUCCAAUGUCAUUCUAGCAGUAGUUUCCACUUCUUUCCACUCAAGUUUUUCGCGAAAAGUGCUCUAUUCUUUUGUACAGUCAAUUUAACAAGUUGUUAUUCGAACAAUUCAGACUGAAAAAAGAGGAAUUUGGAGCUUUCGCCAUGACCUCUGAUGGUUUUCACCUGUAAUUUGGGGAUAGAGAAGCAGUUGACCUCAUAAGAAAUGGCGGCUGAAUCGAACUUGGGGUUUCAUCAACAGCAAGCUUGGUCUUUUCAGUCCGGAGUUUCGCCAGAGAUGAUGCCGAUUGGUAAUUUGUAUGGUCAUCACGGAGUGAAUGUAAAUAUAUGUAAUAACAGCGGUACUAGUGGUGUAGGGGGAGGUGGAGGAGGAGGAGUGUUGUUUUCUGGGAAUCAAAAUACAAUUACCAGCAGUAACAAUAGUCCCGGGAUUAGUCAGGCGGGAACAUCUUCGCCUUCCUUUCUUAUUGACACUGUCCCCGGGCUUAAGCAUGAUACUGGAUUGGCAGUGGAUUGGUCUGUCGAAGAACAGCACAUGUUGGAGGAAGGACUUGGCAAAUUUUCCAAUGAACCAAGUAUCAUGAAGUACAUUAAAAUUGCAGCCACAUUACGUGAAAAAACAGUACGUGAUGUUGCAAUGAGGUGUAGGUGGAUAAUGAGAAAGCGGAGGAAACAUGAGGACACUAAUAUGGGGAAAAAAGUGAAAGACAGGAAGGAAAAAGCAGCUGAAUCAUCCUUGAAGAAUGGUAAAACUUCAGCUUCCCCGUCAAGCUUGGGUACAUAUUCUCUAGCUGUAGGUGAUCGUGACCGCAGUAACUGCAUGAAUCCUGGAGCAUUACUAGGAACAAGGAAUCUUUUGGAAGAAAAUAAUCAGGCUCUUGAUCAAAUUUCAACGAACCUGUCAACCUAUAAGUUGCAGGAUAACAUCGAUCUCUUCUUUCGUACAAAAAACAACAUCACUGCAAUCCUGAAUGAAAUGGGAAAUAUGCCUGGGGUUAUGAGCCACAUGCCACCACUUCCUGUGUUUCUUGACGAAGAACUUGCCAGUAGUGUUUUGCUAAAUCCAACUCAGUCUAUGAUGUUUGGCUCAUCAAGAGGGAUCCAGCUUAAACAGGAACCUGGAUGUUGACAAGAAAAUUCUCAUUUCUUGGUGCUGAGUUGGAUUAUUGGUGAUUGUAAGUAGAUCAUUUUUUCCAUGGAGUUGUAAAUGGAUAUAAGAAGCUGGGUGGUGUUUCAAGCUUUUGUACACAACGCAAGUUGGUGGACCCCAGUUCAAGAAUUACAUUACAGAAACUAUUUGGGGAAAGCUGGUGUAUUUGGUGUAGCAGAGAGAGAUGAGGCCGAUCGCCAGACAAUAAUCACCUCAGUUUUAUGAUGAACAUCCCAGUCUAUUUAAUCAGGACUGCAUUGCAUUCUAGAAUUGAAAGCCCAAAUAUGAUGAUGAGCUGUAGUUUUUUUUGGGUGUGUAAAUCUGACUAAUGGAAGUCUGGAGUCCUUAGGGUUUGUUUAUUAUGUCCAUUUUCCUUUGCAGCUAUUAGCAUUUCAAGAUCAGUUUGUUGUUCGUGGGUAAGGCCACAAACAACAUCAUUUCUUUGUAAGAAUGUUACCAAUCAAUAAAUAAAUAAAACCACUCAUCUUCAUAAAGCUU
This is a messenger RNA of Cuscuta epithymum, 1869 nucleotides long. The record is from the annotation of a GenBank genome assembly. NCBI's taxonomy places the organism in Eukaryota, Viridiplantae, Streptophyta, Magnoliopsida, Solanales, Convolvulaceae.